AAUUCUUGGAAGGGAGAAGAAAAAGUAAAGUUAAGAGUGGCAUUUCCGUAAUAACAUCCAUGUAAUGGUCCUUUACUGUAUCUUGCCUCGUAUAUAUCGACGGUGGUAGCUAUCCACAGUUAUCCCUUCCAGGCUCCAGCAUCCUUCACAGUCUUCGUAUUCAGGGAACUACCAAUGGAAGUAAUGUCGAGGCAGAUGCGUUCAUCGAGCUUGAACCCUAACGCGCCGAUGUUUGUUCCGGCGGCGUACAGGGCGGUGGAUGACUUCUCCGAUGAGUGGUGGUCUCUCGUCCACUCCUCUCCUUGGUUUCGCGACUACUGGCUGCAGGAGCGCUUCCAAGAUCCACAAUCCAUCUAUUUCGACACAACCGUCGACGUCGACUUCGAGGAUGAAGACGACGACGACGACCUCCAACCUCUUUUCGAUUCCAACAUCACCGCCUUAAAACACGGAAAAGAAGAAGAGAGAGAGAAUUUGAAGGAUUUGGUCACGCUGGCAUCUUUGAAGUGGCGCAACAGCCAAGUUUCGGCGGAGCCUCCUCGGUACGCCGAGAAGGCCCCGAAGAUCGUGAACAAGAAAGUGAGUCCGAGGCCGAUUCAGCAGCCGAGGUAAACCAACUCUCACUGAGUUCGACAGAGAACCGGCAAAAAAAAAAAAUGAUCAGUCCGCGUAAUUUCCUUCUUAUUCUCGUUCUGAGUCUACUUUUUCAUGUAAAUACAGCGAUCGCUUUUCAGAACUCAGUUGUAAAUUUCCGGUUGUACUUAGAAAUGAAUAAAACUUUCAAUCCAAAA
Molecule: messenger RNA, 791 nt
Organism: Diospyros lotus (date-plum)
Lineage: Eukaryota; Viridiplantae; Streptophyta; Magnoliopsida; Ericales; Ebenaceae
Product: protein EARLY RESPONSIVE TO DEHYDRATION 15-like
Exons: 3
Coding region: 175-612 (145 amino acids)
Source: RefSeq, a predicted model, not a curated record